AUGCAUUCAUUCAUUUUGGCCGCUCCGGCCAUGCUUUACCUGGCCAGCAUCGCCGCGGCUUUCCCAGGCGGCAGCUGGUCUUCCUCAUCAACCACCGGCGACAGCUGGGGUGGCUCCUCGAGUAUCAACAGUCGCUGGGGCAUCUCCUCUACCACGGUUGCCACCUGGAGCACCUCCUCUUCCGCGUCAAGUGAGAUAACUUCCGUUACUAGCUCUACGCAGGCGUCGCCUACCAGCUCCUCUUCCCAACAUACCAAGCCUGUCAGGGUACGAGAGCUCUACGAGCUCGCCCUCUCCCAGCAGUGCAGGACCGACCAUGCGGUCCUGUUACGAUUGCAACGAGCGAAUAUACCAUUACUGGGACUAGACCCUACCCUACGGUACGCCCGUGCUACUGUGAAGAGCGAGGUCACUACUACUGUUACCAGCCCAUACUCGUACGAGACAACCACUUGCGACUCCAUCACGUUGGCCAGCGUCAGUCAAGAGACUUCGGUGUCCUAUACUGAGAGCGUCCACACGUGGACCAAGAAACUCCCGGUGACAUUGACAUCCCAGACCACUGUCUAG
Molecule: messenger RNA, 570 nt
Organism: Baudoinia panamericana UAMH 10762
Lineage: Eukaryota; Fungi; Ascomycota; Dothideomycetes; Mycosphaerellales; Teratosphaeriaceae
Exons: 3
Coding region: 1-570 (189 amino acids)
Source: RefSeq, a predicted model, not a curated record